This is a messenger RNA of Dromaius novaehollandiae (emu), 1793 nucleotides long. It is a transcript of the gene KCNJ9, whose product is annotated as potassium inwardly rectifying channel subfamily J member 9. Bases 470 to 1696 code for a protein of 408 amino acids. Gene Ontology annotation, cellular component: plasma membrane. The transcript has 3 exons. The record is from RefSeq and is a predicted model, not a curated record. Gene Ontology annotation, molecular function: inward rectifier potassium channel activity. Gene Ontology annotation, biological process: potassium ion import across plasma membrane; regulation of monoatomic ion transmembrane transport. Lineage: Eukaryota; Metazoa; Chordata; Aves; Casuariiformes; Dromaiidae.
GGGCCGGUCCCGGCGCGGCGCCGGGGGGGGGAAACCGAACCGAACCGAACCGAACCGAGCGGAGCCGAACGGAGCCGAGUCGAACCGCGCCGGGAUUGGGGCGAACGGAGCCGAACCGAACCGAACCGAGCGGUACCGAACCGAGGGGAGCGGAGCGGGGCCGGAUCGAACCGAACCGAGCGGGGCCGAACCGAACCGAGCGCAGCGGGGCCGGGCCGGAUCGAACCGAACCGAGGGCAGCGGGACCGAGCGCAGCGGAGCGGGGCCGGGCCGGGCCGGAUCGAACCGGGGGGAGCGGAGCGGGACCGGGCCGGAUCGAACCGAGCGGAGCCGAACCGAACCGAACCGAACCGAGCGGACCGGGCCGGGCGGCCCCCGCACUCGCCCUGCGCCAUGCGCGCAGCACCCGCGGGCUGCCCGGGGCCCCGGCAGCGGCGGCCGCGGGGUGCUCGGCUCUAGGGCGCCGGCCAUGGCGCAGGACAACGCGGCCUUCUGCGGCGUGCCCGAGUCGCCGGGCGGCGAGGCCAAGCCACCGCCGCGGCACGCCGGCCCCGCCGGCCGCACGCGCCAGCGCUACGUGGAGAAGGACGGCAAGUGCAACGUGCAGCACGGCAACGUGCGCGAGACCUACCGCUACCUCACCGACAUCUUCACCACGCUGGUGGACCUCGAGUGGCGCUUCAGCCUCCUCGUCUUCAUCCUCGCCUACGCCGUCACCUGGCUCUUCUUCGGCCUCAUCUGGUGGUUCAUCGCCUACUGCCGGGGCGACCUGGACCACCUGGAGGACCACGCGUGGACGCCGUGCGUCAACAACCUCAACGGCUUCGUCUCGGCCUUCCUCUUCUCCAUCGAGACGGAGACCACCAUCGGCUACGGCCACCGCGUCAUCACGGACAAGUGUCCCGAGGGCAUCGUGCUGCUGCUGCUCCAGGCCAUCCUGGGCUCCAUGGUCAACGCCUUCAUGGUGGGCUGCAUGUUCGUGAAGAUCUCGCAGCCCAACAAGCGGGCCGAGACGCUGGUCUUCUCCUCGCACGCCGUGGUCUCGCUGCGGGACGACCGCCUCUGCCUCAUGUUCCGCGUGGGCGACCUGCGCGACUCGCACAUCGUCGAGGCCUCCAUCCGCGCCAAGCUCAUCAAGUCCAAGCAGACGCAGGAGGGCGAGUUCAUCCCCCUCGACCAGACGGACCUCAGCGUGGGCUUCGAGACGGGCGACGACCGCCUCUUCCUCGUCUCGCCCCUCAUCAUCAGCCACGAGAUCGACGAGCGCAGCCCCUUCUGGGACGUCUCCCGGCAGCAGCUGGAGAAGGACGACUUCGAGAUCGUCGUCAUCCUCGAGGGCAUGGUGGAGGCCACAGGGAUGACGUGCCAGGCGCGGAGCUCCUACCUGGCGGCCGAGGUGCUGUGGGGCCAGCGCUUCGCCCCGGUGCUGAGCCUGGCGGACGGCUUCUACGAGGUGGACUACGGCUCCUUCCACCGCACCGUCGAGGUGCCCACGCCGAGCUGCAGCGCCCGGCGGCUGGCGAGCGGCGGGGACACCGAGGUCACCCCCCCCGGGGACGCCCCGCUCUGCUGGGGGGCCGCGGCCGGGCGCCGUCGGGGCCGCGGGCCGGAGGAGCCCAAGGAGAGCAACGGCACCGUGGCGGCACCCGAACGUGCCGCCGCGGCCGGGCGCCCCGGCACCCCCCCGGCCAGGUGAGUAGGGGGCUGGGUGCCCCCCCCUCCCCCAGGUGGGUGGCGAGGGCCCCCCCCCCACCCCGGCGAGGCCACGCUGCUGGGUUUCUUUUAAUAAAACA